Messenger RNA from Aplosporella prunicola CBS 121167, 330 nucleotides. RefSeq lists its product as uncharacterized. NCBI's taxonomy places the organism in Eukaryota, Fungi, Ascomycota, Dothideomycetes, Botryosphaeriales, Aplosporellaceae. The annotation marks the transcript as partial. Gene Ontology annotation, cellular component: mitochondrion; cytosol. The record is from RefSeq and is a predicted model, not a curated record. The transcript has 2 exons. Gene Ontology annotation, molecular function: deaminase activity.
AGCCAGGCCGUCCAGGUCGGACAGCAAAUCUUCGUCUCGGGCCAGAUCCCCGCCGAUGCGCAGGGCAAUCUCGUCGAGGGCAACAUUGGCCAGAAGACCGAGGCCUCCUGCAAGAACAUUGUUGCCAUUCUGAGCGAGGCGGGCUCCGACAUCUCCCGCGUCUUCAAGGUUAACGUCUUCCUUGAUGACAUGGCCAACUUUGGCGAGAUGAAUGCCGUCUACGAGAAGUUCUUUGCCCAUAAGCCUGCUCGCAGCUGCGUUGCCGUCAAGCAGCUCCCCAAGGGCGUGCCCGUUGAGAUUGAGUGCAUUGCCCUUGCUGGCAAGGCUUAG